AUGGCCAGCGCCGCAUUCAUCUGCCGCAGGGCCCUCGCCCAGCGCAUCGUCCCUGUCACAUUGGGCCUGUCAUCCGGCGUCUACCUCAUCGCCCGACAGAAGCCGAUGCGCCUCGACGCCCUGCCGGCUCGGGUGACGCCGAGCAGCCGUCAAGAGCCGCCCGAGGUCCACGAACGCCUCAACCCGGACAUGAUCAAGCAGCUCUCCAGCGGCAGUAUCGCCGGUUUCCUCAGCGGCUUGGUAGUCGCCGUCUUCUCAAAGACUCUCGUCUUCCUCAUUGGUGUGGCCAUUGUUACGGUACAGAUUGCAUCCAGAUAUGGCAUUGACCUGGUACACACACUCAAGCUCAAAGAGCGGGCGAAGUCCUCUAAGAUCUUAUCCGCCCUGUCGGAAAACACUCCCUUCAAGACCUCCUUUGGUGUUACCUUUGCCAUGGCGUCCUUCAUGCAAUUCUAG
Molecule: messenger RNA, 456 nt
Organism: Thyridium curvatum
Lineage: Eukaryota; Fungi; Ascomycota; Sordariomycetes; Thyridiales; Thyridiaceae
Exons: 3
Coding region: 1-456 (151 amino acids)
Source: RefSeq, a predicted model, not a curated record